AUGAGCGGACAGGCAGACCAGACAGAGGAACACAUCAUAUCAGCAGAUGACAUUCUUGUCAAGCUUCCACAUCCCCAACAAGAUGCUGAGAUGCAAGGUGUUGAAGAAGACAAACCAAACUUUCCAGCACUUAAACCACAAGAUUUAAUGAGUGGCAAAAAGGAGACUCGACGAGUCUUGAUACCUCCUCAUCGAUUGACACCGUUAAAGAAGAACUGGAUGCAGAUAUACACGCCGCUAGUGGAGAACAUGAAGCUGCAAGUUAGGAUGAAUCUGAAGGCUAGAGCUGUUGAACUGAGAACGUGCCCAGAGACUGAGGAGACAGGUGCUCUACAGAAAGGAGCUGAUUUCGUCAAGGCUUUCAGUCUUGGAUUUGAGAUUGAUGAUGCCCUGGCUCUGCUCAGACUAGACGACAUAUACAUUGACACAUUUGAAAUCAAGGAUGUCAAAACCCUACAUGGCGACCAUCUCUCGCGAGCCAUUGGCCGAAUAGUGGGCAAGGACGGCAAAACACGAUUCGCCAUUGAAAACGCUUCGAGAACACGUAUCGUGGUAGCAGAUUCCAAGAUUCAUAUCUUGGGAUCGUUUGGAAAUAUCAAGAUUGCUCGAGAUGCUGUUGUGAAUCUCAUAUUGGGUGCUAGUCCGGGAAAGGUGUAUUCGCAUUUGAGGAUUGUGGGAGCUCGUAUGAAGGAGAAGGUGUAUUCUGUACCUGAGUUGGCUCCUUUUAUAAAAACGACUGGUGUUUCAAUCGAGCUGCCUGGAACGAAGGAAAAUGGAUUUUCUGGCAUCUAUCGAUCUGCACUCUUGCCAAACAAACUAGUUCACGGCUGGAGCGAUUGUAAAACAAUCUAUGAAGCUUUCGAGUCUGGUUGUGCAAAGGCGGGCAAGGAUGCUCCUUGUCUCGGUCACAAGGAACGCCAAGUUAGCAAUGGUGUCGUUACUUGGACUGGCUAUGUAUAUCAAUCUUGGGCAGAAGUCGGGCGUCGUCGUCUAGAAUUCGGAGCUGGAUUGCAAGAGAUCCGUGCUAGUAUCGUCAAGGCUGACGUAAAUGACAAGUGGCCUGUUGGUAUCUAUGCCAUCAACAGACCAGAAUGGUAUAUCACCGACCACGCCGUCCACGCAUACUCAAACAUGACAGUCGCACUCUUUGACACAUUGGGGCCAGAUUCAGUCACCUACAUCAUCAAUCACGCCAACUUGAGUGUCGUAGUAUGCAGUAUCGAACGAGUACCAAACUUGUUGGCUGUCGCUUCUCGAUGUCCAAGUCUCAAAUGCAUCGUGUCUAUGGACUCGUUGACUAACCCAGGAGUCAUUCCUCAACCUGGGUCUCUGUUGAAACAGUGGGCUGCUGAAAAGGGAAUUACCUUGUUGGGCUUUGGUGAAGUUGAGGCUUUGGGUCGUGCUCAUCCUCAUCCUUUACGCAAGCCUGCUCCUGAGGAUAUCGCUACCUUGUGUUAUACUUCUGGAACUACAGGCAAUCCAAGUAAAGUAAGAGGAGACUUCAUCCGAAGGCGACGAAUGGGCGCAAUCGUCACUCAUGAUAACUUUAUUUCAUCUGCACAUGCUCUACAAAUCAUUGGUAUUGACUUUUCAGCUGGUCAGCGAUACAUUUCAUACUUGCCUCUGGCGCAUAUCUAUGACAGAAACAAUUUGGUCGGUGCUACUCGUGGUGGUUGUGUAAUUGGUUUCUCCCGUGGUGAUGUCGCAUUACUCUUUGCCGACAUUGCCGAAUUCAAACCCCACAUAUUCGCAUCCGUACCUCGUCUCCUCAACCGUCUACACGCAGCCAUCAUGAAUGCAACUGUAAACUCUAAUUCAAAAGUGACUUCAACUCUUUUCAAAAUGGCACUUGAUGCCAAAACUGCCAAUUUGAACAAUCAUGGUACUUUAACACAUUCAUUGUGGGAUCGGUUGGUGUUUGCCAAAGUCAAGAAUCUUUUGGGAGGAAACGUCAAACUCAUUACGAGUGGAAGUGCACCGAUUUCUGGUGAAGUCUUGACCUUCCUUCGAGUUGUGUUUAGUUGUGAGGUUGUGGAAGGAUGGGGAGCAACUGAGACCGCUGCCUCUGGAACAGUCAACUUGCAAACUGAUUACACUUCUGGCGGAAAGAUUGGUGCCAUCAUUCCUUGCUCUGAAAUUCGAUUGGCUGACAUUCCUGAAAUGAAGUAUACUUCAACGGACAAGCCCUUCCCCAGAGGUGAAAUCCUCAUACGUGGUCCUAACGUGUUCCAGGGCUACUACAAGGAUGUUGAAAAGACCAAGGAAGCUCUUGUUGAUGGAUGGUACUACACUGGAGACGUUGGUGCUAUUGAUGAGAAGGGUCGCUUGCAAAUCGUUGAUCGACGCAAGCAUAUUUUCAAGUUGGCUCAAGGAGAGUACGUUGCUCCAGAGAAGCUAGAAAACAUUUUCUUGCAAAGUGACUACAUCAUGCAAUGCUUCGUGUGGGGUGAUUCUCUCCAAAACUGUUUGGUAGCUGUGAUUGUACCAGAAGCAGAAACUUCCAUGAAACUUGCCAUGGAAAAAGGAUGGCUCCCUAAAGGAACACCUAUUCCAGCUCUUGGUGUUCAAUCCGAUGGCUAUGUUGCCUUGAGUCGUGAUGCUCGAUACAAGCAACUUGUGUUGGCUGAUAUGCAAAAGUUGGCCAAAAAGUACAAACUCUCAGGCUUUGAGAUUCCCAAGGACGUUUUCGUAACCCCUGAAAUGAUGUCCAUUGACAAUGGAUUGUUGACACCUACUCUCAAAGUUAUGAGAAAUGUUGCAGCUGAAAAGUUCCGUCCUCACAUUGAUGAGAUGUAUGGUAAAAUAAAUGCAUCUGCCAAGGUUGAAGAUUUGGGCAAACUGUAA
Synchytrium microbalum is the source of this 2844-nucleotide messenger RNA. RefSeq lists its product as uncharacterized. Gene Ontology annotation, molecular function: long-chain fatty acid-CoA ligase activity; RNA binding. Bases 1 to 2844 code for a protein of 947 amino acids. Gene Ontology annotation, cellular component: endoplasmic reticulum; membrane. The transcript has 20 exons. The record is from RefSeq and is a predicted model, not a curated record. Gene Ontology annotation, biological process: long-chain fatty acid metabolic process. Lineage: Eukaryota; Fungi; Chytridiomycota; Chytridiomycetes; Synchytriales; Synchytriaceae.